Brettanomyces nanus is the source of this 2004-nucleotide messenger RNA. RefSeq lists its product as uncharacterized. Gene Ontology annotation, biological process: establishment of cell polarity. The coding region runs from base 1 to 2004 and encodes 667 amino acids. The transcript is spliced from 2 exons. The record is from RefSeq and is a predicted model, not a curated record. Gene Ontology annotation, molecular function: cytoskeletal regulatory protein binding. NCBI's taxonomy places the organism in Eukaryota, Fungi, Ascomycota, Pichiomycetes, Pichiales, Pichiaceae. Gene Ontology annotation, cellular component: cell tip; cytoplasm.
AUGUUGUCGCUCAGAAAAUCUUAUAUUACCUCUGGACUUGAUGUUUCUGAUAUGACGGAUGUUCCUAGGCUGCUUCGUGGUGUUCUUGAAGAAUCGCUAAUAUUGGAACCUUCACAACAAUCAUUGGAUAGCUUUCUUCCAAAAGUCGGUCAAAUCAUCACGGACUUGAUGAAGAUACUCAAAAUGAAACAGGCAGAAUUUCAAAGGGUUACAGAGGCUCGUAAAUCUUCAUCUACCAUGCUCUCAGUACCUGAAACCUUUCCUGACUCACUAAGCACGCCAUCAUCCAGUCACAGCGCACCAUCAAUCAAAAUAUCUCCUAUUAAUAAUUCACAAGCAUCAUCUGAGAAUCUGCAGAGCUCUUCUCCAAACAAAUCUAUGCUAUUUUCACCUUCUCCAAAGGAUCCCCUGGCACGAUUGCAGAAUAACCAUGCUUUAAUGAGGAGAGCUUCGAAAAGAUUCUCUGCUUACCAGACUUCCAAGAUCAUAUCUAUGAAUCGUACCGGCACAUCAUCGCCCGUUUCUGGAUAUACCCUACCGACCACCGAUGAAGAUACCCUUACUAAAAGUCCGAAUGGUAACGAUCCUCAACCUGCCCUUCCUUCCAGUCCACUACAAGAAGAGGUGAUUAAGAACAUCAGGGAAUCUGAAUUGGAUAAAACACUCUCCCACUCCCUCAUUGAAGAGGAUGAUUCCUCUCGUACCAGUCAAGCAAGCCGUACUACUACUGUGUACCAUUUACCGGGUGGUAAGGGCAGAAUAUACCUAAAGAUCGGCAACAAGGUCAAGAAAGCUGACUUGAAACUACCGACUACUCUCGCCAGUAUCAAAGUUUUGUUCACUCAAAAGUUUGAUUAUUCCCCCAAUGGUGAGAUAUAUCCAGCUAUUUAUAUACAGGAGACUUCUUCGGAUGUGAGCUAUGAAAUGGAGAAUGUAGAGGAUAUCCAAGCUGGGUGCAUUCUCUCUCUUCAGCAACCUGAUCUGGCCACAGUGAUUUGCCAGCAUCUUGACAAUAAAUUUGGUUUAAUGCGUGAUGAGAUCUCAAAGAUUGAGAAAUUGACUGUCGGAAAACCAAUAGAUAAAGAAGAUAAAGUCGAUGCUGAAGAAAACAGUAAACAAGCCAGCAUAAUCAAUGAUACAGUUGUGGUGUCCCUUAAAAGGGAAAUCAACGAGUUAAAAUCAGAGCUUAUUAGGGCUCGUCAGCAGCAGGCCAAAACUAAAGAUCAACUGACGGAUAAUGUUGGUAGUUUGCUUACUUGGGUGCAAGAGUUACAGGCGAUAUCACUUUCUCCCACGGGUCUUAUCAAUAAUCCUUACAUGGAUCAUUGCAGAACAAAAGUUAGCAGCGAAUGCGAAUUAUUGGUUAGUAGAAUUGAUAAUUUGCAAGACCUUAUUGAAGUACUAAAAGUGGAUAUUACCAAAAGAAGAAGCCGUCCUUCAGAGAAACAAGUUCUACAGAUUCAGAAAGAGCUAGGUUCUACCAAGGGUAAUUUGGAAUCGCUUACAAAGUAUAUGGUUAAGGAGAGAAAUAACUGGAACAACAGAUGGCAAUCAGAAUUGACAGCAGUCUUGGAAGAACAGGAAUUCUUCAAGGAGCAAGAAACCAUUGUUCAAUUACUUGGAGAAGAUCUAGGCUCUGCGGAUGAGACAUUUGAUUUGAUUGUAAAGUGUUGUGAGGAACUUGCAAAAAAUGCGAAUAUUCUCAAGGGACCCAGACUCCCGGUUGUGGACCCAUCGGUGUCGAUGCAUGAUGUAAAAAAUAUGGUUCUACAAGAAGUUGAAAGUCUAAAUCCUGAUCACGGGCAGAGAGUGGAUGCCAUUUUGAAAGCUGAGAAGGUAAGAGAUAUGGAGCGGAAGAUGUUGAACAAAACUGCAUUUGAGCAGGAAUUGGGAGAUUUUGUUGGUAAUAGUAAGUUGAAAAGCAACGGAGGAGUAGAUGAGGUAGAAAGGCAAAGAAAGCUGAAAGAUGAGGAGAAUUUAAAAAGCCAAUUCGGUGGCAUUUGA